Messenger RNA from Oncorhynchus tshawytscha (Chinook salmon), 4798 nucleotides. RefSeq names its product 5'-nucleotidase, cytosolic IIa (gene nt5c2a). The coding region runs from base 96 to 1871 and encodes 591 amino acids. Gene Ontology annotation, molecular function: 5'-nucleotidase activity. The record is from RefSeq and is a predicted model, not a curated record. The transcript is spliced from 20 exons. NCBI's taxonomy places the organism in Eukaryota, Metazoa, Chordata, Actinopteri, Salmoniformes, Salmonidae.
CUACAUAUUCUGAACCAGGCUUCGCGCAUGCUCUGUGAAUCAUUAUCUACCCACUCAAUAUUGCAACAAGACUGAAAUAAUUCAAACGGUUCAAGAUGACGUCAUGGAGCGACCGCUUACAGAACUUUGCAGACCUCCCAGCCAACAUGGACGGCUUGGCCAUGAAGAAGUAUCGGCGUGAGGCCUACCACAGCUUUCCAAGGGAACUGGCCCAAUACCAUCCUGCAAUGAGAGUUUUUGUGAACAGAAGCUUGGCAAUGGAGAAGAUUAAGUGCUUUGGUUUUGAUAUGGACUACACUCUGGCAGUGUAUAAAUCACCUGAGUACGAGUCGCUGGGAUUUGACCUGACCGUGGAACGUCUCGUCCACAUCGGUUACCCACAGGAGCUGCUCAACUUUGUCUACGACCCCGCUUUCCCCACCAGAGGCCUGUUGUUUGACACAAUGCACGGGAAUCUGCUCAAGGUCGACGCAUACGGCAACAUCCUGGUCUGUGCCCACGGCUUCAACUUCAUGAGGGGGCCUGAGAUCAGGGAGAUGUACCCCAACAAGUUUAUCCAGCGUGGAGACACAGACCGCUUCUACAUUCUGAACACACUGUUCAACCUCCCCGAAACCUACCUCUUUGCUUGUCUGGUUGAUUUCUUCACCAACUGCCCCAAAUACACAAGCUGCGAGACUGGCUUUAAGAAUGGAGACCUCUUCAUGUCCUACAAGAGCAUGUUCCAGGAUGUCCGUGAUGCUGUGGACUGGGUCCACUUGAAGGGAUCUUUGAAAGAAAAAACGGUUGAAAACCUGGAAAAGUAUGUGGUCAAGGAUGGGAAGCUCCCUCUACUCCUGAGUCGGAUGAAUGAAGUGGCCAAGGUGUUCCUGGCCACCAACAGUGACUACAAAUACACAGAGAAAAUAAUGACAUACCUGUUUGACUUCCCCCAUGGUCCAAAGGUGGGAAUGCCCCAUCGGCCCUGGCAGUCCUACUUUGACCUGAUCUUAGUAGAUGCCCGCAAACCCGUGUUCUUCGGAGAGGGGACAGUGCUACGGCAGGUCGACACAACCACAGGCCGGCUGAAGAUUGGCACAUACACAGGACCGCUGCAGCACGGCAUCGUGUACUCUGGAGGUUCCUCUGACAUAGUGUGUGACCUGCUGGGGGCCAAAGGGAAGGACAUAGUAUACAUUGGGGACCACAUCUUUGGGGACAUCCUCAAGUCCAAAAAACGCCAGGGGUGGAGGACCUUCUUGGUGAUCCCUGAACUCGCUCAGGAGCUGCAUGUGUGGACUGACAAGAGCUCUCUGUUUGAGGAGCUCCAGUCUCUGGACAUCUUCCUGGCAGAGCUCUAUAAAAAUCUUGACAGCAGCAGCAACGAGAGACCUGAUAUCAGUUCCCUCCAGCGCAGGAUCAAGAAAGUGACCCAUGACAUGGACAUGUGCUAUGGGAUGAUGGGCAGUCUGUUCCGCAGUGGCUCCAGACAGACUCUGUUUGCGUCACAGGUGAUGCGCUAUGCUGACCUGUACGCUGCCUCCUUCAUCAACCUCCUCUACUACCCAUUCAGCUACCUGUUCAGAGCAGCACACGUACUGAUGCCCCAUGAGUCGACGGUUGAGCACGCCCACGUGGACAUCAACGAUACCGAGUCUCCCCUGGCAACGCGUAACCGCCACUCCGUGGACCUGUUGGAGUUAGACUGUAAGAGGCACCAGCUGACCCGCUCCAUAAGUGAGAUCCAGCCCCCAAACCUGUUCCCACAGACACCCCAGGAGAUCACCCACUGCCACGACGAGGAUGAUGACGAGGAAGAGGAAGAGGAAGAGGAGGAAGAUUUCCAGAGAAGUUUCCAGAUGGAGCUCUUCGGACCACACCUAAGAGACUGAUGGUGACUUGGCCCCCCUAGCAUGCCUGCACUGACCUGGCAUCAUUAUGCAGUCAGUAUCACAUACUUGAGCUGUGCACGCAUAGUCUUGAAAACCCCACCCUUAGGCAACACAGUGACCAGGGUCUGGUUUCAAUGGUGGACUCAUUUGGCAUAGAGCAGGGAUGGGCCACAUUGAUUGGUGUGGGGGCCACAUGAGGCGCCGUUGCUAGCAGGUCUGCAUACCCACAUGUGCAUAACCCUUUUCCCACCACAUUGCAAGCAAAACGUUUUUGCAGCCCCCCUCUUGACACCAAAGAGUUCAUUUUGUGCAAUUCUACACAUUUUGUCAUGGGGCGUAGAGAAAAUGUUGCAGUUUUAAAGCAAGUUUGCUGCAAUUCUAUACAUUUUGCCGGGGACGUAAAUUGAUCCAAAGGACUUCAAAGGGGAGCGGCCCGCCAAUUGCCAAUCCCUGGUAUAGAGGAGCUACGUCACUGCCUAUGUCGAUAAGGGAGGGGAAAAUCUGGGGCUUUCCCAACAAACAAAACACUUUGCAGUGCUUUUAGUUAAGGAUGCAAACGGGCCAUGUGAAAUUCACUAAUUUAAAAAGAACCGCUAUGAUCUUCAUCUUGCUAGCUACUAUUUUGUAUUUUAUUCAAGUUGAUAAAGCAGUGACGUAGGCAAUGAUGUCGUUCCUCUAUGACAAAAGAGUCCAUAAUUGAAACAAGGCCCAAGCCAAGGGUCGGGUUUUCCAGACUAAUGCACUUACACUGCCCUGCUACUGUCCCCUAGCUGUGAGUGGUGUGCCUUUUUAGUUUGUUUUACUGAAUGAAACUGUUCCCUUGGUUAAAGUUGCACUAUGCAGAAAUCGCUCUGCCAUUUCCUGGUUGCUAAAAUUCGAAUAGUUUGCCUAAUGUAUAUGUGACGAAACAAGCAAGUUUAGUGUAUAGAAUCAUUGUACCAUGUAAUCCGCAGUGAGAUAUUUUUUUCCAUAACCAAAAAUAGUAUAUUCAGCUGUUUGAAGCUGGUAUACAAAACACAAGUAAAAGACGCAAGCGAAACUUCAGCACGGUAAGCAUAGAAAUAGGGCACAUAGAACAGAUCUACCGCUUCUUAGACUUGCUUUCAAUAAGAAUGAUAGAUCUAUAAUUCACAUUUCUAUGUAAUUUUGUUGGGGUCGCCCAAAAAGUUACAUAUUGCAGCUUUAAUGUUUGAACCACCUAAGGAACAAUAGUAUAAUUUAUAUGGAGUCCUAUUUGCACCAGACUUUGUGGUUAUAGAAAUGCUUUUCUCUGAACUGUUAUAGAAUAGUAUUUUUAUGGAAACAGAGAGCAUGUGAUGGCUGCUGUGGAACAGAAUAAAAGUUUGUGAUCAUACGCACAUUCUUAAAAAACGUAGGUGCUGGGCUAAUAAAGAAUACUUGUGAAGAACAGGAAGGCCUGUUUACGCUCCCAAAAAAGCACUGAAUUGGGUGCAUAAACUGUGUGUGGGCCUUCCUGUUCUUUGCUGUGGUACAGUACACAUCUGUCUGAGGAAUGUGACAAAUAAAUGUAUCACGUUACGUGACGUUACACAGCAGCUGCAGAUCCAGAGCAACCGGCAGAAGCCGCAAUUCUCCUUUUGGCAUCUGGUUACCUGCUCUAGUUACCAGAUUCCUCCUACUAAUUUACCAUCCCCCACUGACUAAUAGACUACAUUUCCCAGAAUUCAGUUGUAUUCCAUAGCUCAGCCAAUCAGAGUCCCUGUCUCUACUUAGUGCCCUACACAUUAUACAGAUUAUGGCAAUAAUAUACCCUGUAUUAUCAUUUUAAUUCAGACCAUUUCUGUAUCAAGAAAUGCUGUGUAUAUCAGCCCUAUAAAACUGUUGUUGCCCUAGUCUGGUCUGGAUUUGUGAGACAAUGUAUAUACAAGAUAAGUAUAUUUUUGUGUGUCUUUUGAAUAAUGUUUGAAAGGGAAGACAGUCCUGGUAAAAGCUGCUUGUAUUAUUUACUGUAAAAGUGUUCUGAAGGGCUUUGAUGUUGUAGGCCUCUUCUAUGCGCAUUUCAAAUGGCUGUAGUUCAAUGACAUUGCCUAAGUUCACAGCAUGCUCCCGGAGUAUCUAUAACCAGAGACAUGCUUAAAACUCAUCAAAUUGCAGGCAUUUUGUUGAAAGCCUGAAAAACAUGGUAUUGAAAUGCAUCUGCGCUUCCGCAGAAAACAGGCUUAACAACUGUAAGUAUUCAGCUGCAUGAAUAUUUUUUUAUAUAAGAGGUGAAAUUCUGCACUGCAAGAAUCAUUUUCUUAUUUCUGCAAUAGUAUCGGCUAACCGAGUGUCUCUGGGUGUACGGUUAAGUAUGAGUGUUUAUGGUUUAUUAUGGUGCGUAGCAUGACCCGUAAACUGGUCCAAGUUGCCCUCACGUUUAUUUCUAACCCCUCCCCUUAAUGUGGGUCAAAGAUCUUACUAUGCCCGUAAGCUAUGUGCUCAUAUGAUUGGCUGUUUGUUUGUUUUAAUAGCUGUUACUGUACAGUCUUGUCCUACUGUAUGGAACUGGACUGACUCCCUCUACUGGAAGUUUGAAAACUACCAUUAACUCAAAUGUUUCAAUUCAGAAUCCCUUUACCUUGUGGCGGAUUUACCUACUGUAUAAAAGCAACGCUAACUGUGCCAAUGAAUGUCAUGCUGUUAUUUUUUUUAAAUAUGUUUUCCAACUUUUUAAGAUUUAUAAUUUUUGUGCAUGAUCUGAAUCUGUUGAGUUUGGAGCUGCUUUUUGAAUUCACUGUGGAAUGUGAGACGACUAAACCGUGCCAAUGGAUUUAAAGCAAUUUAUGAAAAUGUAUUUUCUUGAAAACAUUUUGUGCAUGUUCUGCAGUUGCUGUUUAAGUGUGGAAUUUGUUUCUGAGAAUUUUACUUGGAGGAAUAUCCAUUUUGAUGUUAAAUAAAAUGUAAUGCGCCGUCGCAAUAGAUUGGAA